Messenger RNA from Symbiodinium natans, 669 nucleotides. NCBI's taxonomy places the organism in Eukaryota, Dinophyceae, Suessiales, Symbiodiniaceae. The record is from the annotation of a GenBank genome assembly.
AUGCGGCUUUGGCACGGCAUACUCUUCUGCAAGGAGGUGUUUGACUGGGGCGGCAAUUGCACGCAGGAGUUUGGCUGCAAAAGCCUGUCUGGCAUGCUGGACCCGCCCAAGAUGCCCUGGCACUUCGGCCUGUCCUGGCCAAGCUGGUUGGUUUGGCCGAGCUGGCUUCGCCUUCACAGGCCAGUGCCCGCUGCGGACGCCGCGGACGCCGCGGAAGGCUUCGCCGAGGCCGAGGCCCCGGUUCUGGGAGCCCCUGCGAGACCGGUCUUCCACUACAUCGACCAGUAUAUCACCGUCAGGAGGGAAGAGCCUACGAAGCAUUCUUCAUACGACUGCGUCAGAGGCCGCACCGAUUGGCAGCGCCAGUGGUCCCCUGCACAUCAACGCUUCUGCUGCUACAAGUUCAAUCAAGCAUGCGCUCAAGUCCUGUACAAGAACCAGCACCCGACGGUCACGCACUUCCUUCGGGACCAAGGCCACGACAUCCGAGGGUCGCACGUGGCCCACCACCUCGUGAAUGAAAUGGUGCCUGUGCCCACACGCGGGUUGCUCAAGCGCUACUACAAUUGCGAUGAUCUGGGCAGGAAAUGGUCGCAGACGAAGAAGAGCUGGUGCUGCACAACUGAACACCGGGGAUGUCCGGGAUGGUACGCCGGGGUCUCACAAUGA